AUGGCCAGCCAGCAUCUCCAAUUGUCCAGAACGAACUGGCGUCGGGAUGAACCAUCCCCGCUGAAUCAGGCGGAGUGGAACGGGUUUGCCCGCCUGGACGCUGCUCCUGCAUCGAACUACUUGGGGAUGGAUGAGGUUAUACGAGAAAUCGACCCCGCCCCGGCAGAGUCGCGCGGGAAUAGCACAGCUUGGCACCACCAGCCGUUCCGAAAGACUGGACAGCAUGCUGUCGUGGUUGCACUUGCCAUCCCUGUUCAGUCUCUCGUAUUCAUUCCCACACACGUGUUGGAUGUCAAAGGGAUCCAUUCUACAUCACGCACAAUAGCUAGCGCCGUGUUUCCCCCUCCCCGGGCGGACCAGUCUACGACACGGAGUGCCCGGAUCAAGAAAUACCUUGGCAUUGCUGACACGUCUGGUUCUGCUGGUCUCGGCAUUGCAAGAAAACUGGCUGUGCUGCGCCUUCAGGAAGUACGCCAAUCCUCGGGUGAGAGGGAAGAUGUGCAUGGUAUGGAUGCUGUCAUGUAUAACACGGGCUAA
Molecule: messenger RNA, 537 nt
Organism: Aspergillus piperis CBS 112811
Lineage: Eukaryota; Fungi; Ascomycota; Eurotiomycetes; Eurotiales; Aspergillaceae
Exons: 3
Coding region: 1-537 (178 amino acids)
Source: RefSeq, a predicted model, not a curated record